Rhinocladiella mackenziei CBS 650.93 is the source of this 1686-nucleotide messenger RNA. RefSeq lists its product as uncharacterized. Gene Ontology annotation, molecular function: zinc ion binding; DNA-binding transcription factor activity, RNA polymerase II-specific; transcription cis-regulatory region binding. Gene Ontology annotation, cellular component: nucleus. The transcript is spliced from 2 exons. Gene Ontology annotation, biological process: positive regulation of transcription by RNA polymerase II. The coding region runs from base 1 to 1686 and encodes 561 amino acids. Lineage: Eukaryota; Fungi; Ascomycota; Eurotiomycetes; Chaetothyriales; Herpotrichiellaceae. The record is from RefSeq and is a predicted model, not a curated record.
AUGCCGGCUCGAACGAAGGAAGGAUGUACGCGAACUUUCACGGCGUGUUGGACUUGUCGCCGUCGUCGGGUCCGUUGUGAUGGCCAACAACCUUUCUGUUCUGAGUGCACACGUGCACGAGUAGCUUGCGACGGAUACAAUGUCAAAUUGGUCUGGGUAGAACCCGAGACGGGAAAUUACCAGUCUCGUUGUCGGCGGACUCUGGACUGCGCCUCGACCUGGAAGGGUUCCAGACUGCUCACCUCGGGGGAAGUAGAUCGAUUUAUAUCCGAAUGCGAUUUCCGAAACCCAGAUGGGAAGACGGUUCAUGUUCGCAAGGGACCAUUCUCUGCUUUCCUUGCCGAACCACGUCGUGGUGACAGACCCGAAGCCAUCGAACCGAUGGAACCUGAACAGAUCGCGGGGAAUGAUGAUGGCAAUUUGGUUGAGUCUGAGCAAGACUAUGCCGAUGCUACGUCCGGUUUCGAUCUCACGGUCAUAAAUCUACCUCGAAAACCCUCCGGCGAUCUUUUCCAUCACUACGUACAACACGUCGCAUGCCUCAUGAUUCCCGUCGAUGACUACCGUAACCCAUGGAAAUCCACGUACCCAUCCAUUGCUGUUCAUGGAGAAGGCGAGGCCUCGACAUCCUUAUAUUAUGCCCUGAUAUCUCAAGCGGCUUUCAACCGAUCUAAUCUCAGGACACCUGAGCAAUAUGAACUCCGUGCGCGCGAUCGAGCGCUGGCACUCAAUCACUAUGGCCGAGCAGUCCGAGGCCUGAGACUUUGUCUCGCUCAGUCAAGUCAGGACUUUGCACAGUGUAUAGGAACUGUCAUGACUUUGAUAAUGGCCGAGAUCUGGUCUGAAGAAUCACGUGCUUGCAGACUACACUUCCAAGGUGCAAUGAGCAUGGUGGAUAAAUAUCUCCUGCUUCAACGCCAACGCCAACCAUGGGCUAAUUCCUACGAAUCGUGGAUCAUAACCCAAAGUUUGGCCCUCAGUAGCCUUUUAGUGCAGACAGCUUCAUUUCACGCGACAAGGUACCAACAAGAUGUCGUGGAAGCACUUAUUUCUUCGGUUUCUGAGAGAGAGCAAUUCGGCUUCACCGUUGGGGCAACCAGUUGUCAACUGCGUUCGAUUCUCAGAAUAUAUCGGAUGGAAAAUCAAUUGCGGCGCAACAUGGUGCCUGAAGAUCUUGAUUCGAAGGUCGCUGAACUCCUGAACAGUCUAGGAAGAGAUGCCAUGCAGGGGAGCGGAGGAGGAGGCGACGAAGGAAACCCAAACGACUUCGAAACAAUGCACUACCAACUCUUCUCUGCCGCCGCCGAGAUCUACCUAUACCGAGUCCUCUUCGACAUUCCACCCUCAAAACUACAGUCCAAGAUCGCCACAGUCUUGGACAUGGCCACGCGCUUCAUCCAAUUCGGGGCGGGAUAUCCGACGGCCUGGCCCGUGUUUAUCGCUGCCGUGGAAGCUGCCACGCCUGAGCUGCAACACUCAGCAAGUCGUUGGCUUGACUGGCUCAUGAGCCACGGGAUUGGGAGCCGGAAAGAUUUGAAAUUGGUCAUUGAGGAGACGUGGAGGAGAAGAAGAGAGAUGGCCGGAAAAGAAACAGGAAGAGGCGCGAUUGUAGUCGAAGAAGAGGGCGUCUCGAUCGAUUGGAGAACGGUGGCCGAUGAUUUGGAUUGUGAAGUUAUUCUGAUCUGA